This is a messenger RNA of Adelges cooleyi (spruce gall adelgid), 863 nucleotides long. RefSeq lists its product as uncharacterized. Bases 255 to 821 code for a protein of 188 amino acids. The transcript is spliced from 6 exons. The record is from RefSeq and is a predicted model, not a curated record. NCBI's taxonomy places the organism in Eukaryota, Metazoa, Arthropoda, Insecta, Hemiptera, Adelgidae.
ACAAAUAAUAAGAGUCAAGGGAUGAGAAUCCCUCAACAAGAAAUAAUUUCUUGACAAUUCUCAUUUCUCUAGUCUAAACUAUUUAUUAUCUUGUAAUGAUAUUUUGGUAUUGUAUUGUAUCAUUAAAUAACUACAAUUCGUAAAAUAAAAUAAAAUAUUUUUCUAAUUUUUUUUAAUAACAUUAACAUUAUUUGCUGUGGUUUCUGAAGUACAUAUACUUAAGUCAGAGUUCCAAACUUUCGAUCUAUAGUAAAAUGGAAAAUGACAAAAUUUUGGAAUCGGCUUUAGAAAUUGAACAGAGAUUUAUUGCAUUUUAUGAGUUCAGAAAAGAUAUAAUUAAAAGUUCAGACAUAUCUAGUUAUAAUGUGCAAAACAAGAAACAAAAGUUACAGCAAUUAAGAAUAGAAUUGAACAAAUUAUACGAAAAACAAAUGCAGUUGGAUAAAUUAAAUAUGCCAGACACUGAUUUAAUAAGCUCAAUGAAUGAUAAUAUAAAAUAUUAUAUUUUUUUGAAAGUUCAUUUGGAUACAUUGAAUCAACGCAAAUGGUUAUUAAGUCAGCAUACUUUAGAAGAAGUAUUAGACCUAGAAGAGGAUACAUUGAAAAGAAAAUUGGAUGAAGUUUCAGAAUUUUUCCUUGUUAAUCUUUCUGAAAUUGAUGACGAAAUAAAAAAUGAACAGAUAAUCAGAACUCAACUGCAUGAAAUACAGUCAAAAAAGUUAAAAAAAAUGACAAAUGAAUAUCAAAGUGCUAUUAAAAAACUGAAGAUUGAACAUAUUUUGAUGGAAAGACAAUUAAAAGCAUAUAAUUAUAUCUCUUAAUGUAUAGAUAUUCAUUACUAUUGUAGAUACAUUUUAAAAAGU